UCGCACACGUAGUAGUCGCCGAACGGUUUUGCGGCUAUCGGACGCGCUACUCCGCACAUUGAAACCCUCAACAAAUAUACAUAUAUCUAUAGAUAUAUUGUCGUAUAUAUGCACAAAUAUAUGUCUAUUUACAUAUAUAUGCACAUUAAUUCGUUCAGGUAUAUUAGGAUGGCCUGAGAGUCACAUGAAAAUAUUUGUCAUCGAAGCGGCGCUCAAAUUGAAUAUUCAAAUACAAGAGUGUUUGGAAACAUUUGGGAUCAUCCAGUUGCGAACUAAACGACGAAGAGUCUAAUUAAAAAAGAUAAAGUUUUUAAUGUAAAUAAUUAAUUAUUUACUCUUAAACUGACAGAUCGCUGAUUCAACAUGUGGCAAAGUGCAGGACUAUCCGGUUGAUCCAGCGUCAUGGUUAAAAAGUCAACGUACCGGCGUGGAGGGCACAACGAUGGAAGCUUAAGUGCUUUGUGCCUGAUACGGCAUUGUUGUUUUUCCCCGAGGGAUACUUAGCGUCCUAACUCUUGAAGAAUACAAAAAGUGGUACUGGUAGUUGUUCCCUUGAUCGUUAAGUGCAGAAACUCCGACGAAGACGAAUCGGUAGAUGAGAAAUAAUCGUUCGGGUGGUUAUGCCGGAUAAAGGAAGUGGGAUUUAGUGGUUUUUUGGGGGGAAGAUCUUACGCGGGCUGGAUAAGAUCAACACCAAGAUGAAGGCGAGUUAGGGAGGGCGAAUCGGAGUGAGUUAUCGCCUUUGGAAAAGGGUCCCAAUGGCUCUUCGGUGUACGGGGGCUAAUGAAGUGUCUGCAGUGUCUGUGCGGGUUAGUGAUCAGUGCGAUAUCGACGGACCUUAAUGACUGACUUGUCUGCAUCGUUAAAUGAUGGCCCACAGAUUUUUGGUAAGCGAGUUUUUUUUAUUAGCUUUUUGGACGAGCCGCGUUGAAGAACAUUCGGACGUUGAUGGUUGAAUGAGUUUCGCAAUAAUAUGUUUGAAAUUCUCGUCGAGAGUGGAACCGGUCAACGUUACCGGAAGUUUGAUUCGCUCGCAAGAGGACCAAUUUGAGGACCCACGUUACUCGAAUGUUCCAUUGGAAACGGAAACACGAAAAGGAUCAAGAUUUCCUGAGUUCACGUCCCCCCCCCCCAUUCUUACUCUCAAAUCCCUGAGUGAUAAAGCAUCCAGCACCCUCAUGACGAUUCGUCACGGGAAAUCUUUGUCCUUGAUACUUCUAGCGGCCGAGGAUCGUUUCUCAUAUUAAUAUUCCUGGAAUUGGAAAGGAAUGUAUCUUCGCUUCGAUACGCGUCAAACUCGAUCACAUCAUCCGAAAAGUACGGAUGAAGAAAAGAGACAUAUAGAGGUCGUUGGAAAUGUCAAUGAGAUGGUGAUGAUUUGGUAAUGAAAGUUAAAGCCUUGCCGCAGCGGAUACCAGAGCGGAUAACGUUUGUUACAAUUCGGAUUGGAUCAUUUGCUCCAUUUCGGAAACACCAAUAAUUCCUAGAAUUCAUCGGUGAACUUCACCCUUACGUUCUAUUUGCUAAAACCUCAAAACCGAAAACGCAUCGUAUUUGACUUCGGCACAUGGAACUUUUCGCUUUGAGGCUACGAAACCCAAGCAACAUUCAUUAAAUCAAAACUCUACUCCUAUUUCCAGAGUUGUUCAUCAUUUAGAGCAAAAGCUUUCACCGUUGCUCUGCUUAUCUUAGGCUGAAGUUCUGUCGGAAGCCACGAUGCUUGGAAGCACCAAAAGAGCUACCAUGUGUAACGAUAAACUCUGAAAGGAGAAUUGGAUAGAGAUUCAUAGACAUAAGAAAAAUAGUCGGAUUUGGCCUGAACCGAGUAUAGGUACAAAUCAACAAAACGAGACUGGUUAGAACGAAUUUUUCAGACAAAAAACUUGUUGUUUGGUCCACCGACGGUCAUCACCAGGAAAACUGAAACUCACAUUGCGAUGAACUGAAAAUUGACUCUUCGAAAGUCACCUUCGCAAAAAUUGACAAAAAACAUUGAUACUAUGAAGAAAUAUGCCGACAAGAAGCUAAAGUUAAUGAACAAAGCUUGCUCUUUCUAAAGAUUGUUUGACAUGGUCAGCGGUGCUUGCUUCCUGAGUUCGUUAUCGAUUGAACAGACUUUAACGCGAACAUGAGAUACAUAAAAGCAAAAACUUGUUGAAAGGAAAGUGCAGUGUGGUGAGGAAUGAGAAGUAGGAAGUGAUAUUGUGCAACGUGUAAUGCAAGAAACCGAUUCGAUGUUACCGAUGUUGUUAUAAGUAUAUUUAGUAUGUUAGUGGUUGGAACAAUAGUGGGACGACCAUGAUUCAUCGAAAGCUGCUCUUGAUGAGCACAACGAGUUGGACGAGGAGUUCGAGCAGGCAUCUGAAUUACGUGCUGAUAGUCAACCUAUUGACUCUCUGGAUUAUCGGAGCACUAUCCGUCAAAGACAUUCCAAUUUCUCAUGUCGUUGCUAUCGUCGGUGAGCCCACGUAUCUACCGUGUGACAUCUCGACCAAUCAUGAUGGAGAUUCGGUUCAUCUUGUGCUCUGGUAUCGUGACAACCUUGAUACGUCCGUGUACAGUCUGGACGCGAGAGGUCGUGACUUCCGGGUCGCCGAGAGAUGGUCCGACAACACGGUAUUCUCCAACCGUGCCUCAUUCCUACAGAACAAACAACCUGCUCUUCUCGGAGUCGAUCAGAUAAGGGAGGAGGACGCAGGAAUCUACAGAUGUCGCGUGGACUUCCAGAUCGGACAGACGAGAAAUUCCAAGGUCAAUUUGACCGUCAUAGUUCCACCCCAAGAAAUCGUCAUUUUGGAUAAAAAAGGUGUCAAAAGAAAAUCUGUUGUUGGUCCCUACUUCGAGGGCGACGAUCUCGAACUUUUAUGCGACGUUUUCGGCGGCAAACCGCAACCCACCGUCGCUUGGUACCGCAACGGGAAAUAUGUCAACAACGAGACCGUAAGUGUCGGAAAUCAUGUGAUAAGAAGCGCGAUACUGGUCAAAAAUUUGGGACGCGAUGACGUCAACCUCGAAUUGACCUGCACGGCGACGAACAAUAACAGAUCGAUUCCCCUAUCGUCAACUAUACGAGUCGAUAUUAACUUCAGACCCUUGAAGGUCGAGAUCAUCGGUUCCAAUCAACCGUUAUCGGCCGGCAGAAGGUACGACCUGGUUUGUACGACUUAUGGCUCGAGACCUCCGGCUAAUUUAACAUGGUGGCGAGACGGAGUUCGAUUUGAUAUGGACUCAAGCAGGACCAUAUCGAGCGACGGAAACACGACUACGAGUGUUUUGUCGUUCAAGCCAACAAAGAAGGACGCCGGUAGGCAUUUGUCGUGUCGUGCGGAAAAUCCAAUAAUGGAAAUAGACCCGAUCGAGGACGAAUGGAUUCUCAAGAUACACUAUAAACCGGAGUCGCAGAUAAAACUGGGCAAGUCCCUGAACAAGGACGCGAUAAGAGAGGGUACUGAUGUGUACUUCGACUGCAGAAUAAACGCUGAGCCAUCCGUCUACAAAGUCGAGUGGCGGCACGAGGGCAAGACGCUUAAUCACAAUGUGACACAAGGAAUAAUAAUAAGCAACCGAAGCCUCGUGCUUCAAAAGGUCGACAGAAAAAGCGCGGGCAAUUACACCUGCGUCGGUUACAAUACCGAGGGUGACGGCGAGAGUUCACCCUUCUAUUUGAGAGUCAUGUUCGCUCCAACCUGCAGAGCGAAUCAGACGAACGUGCACGGUGUAGCGAAACAAGAAAAGGCCAAUAUUUCGUGCCAGGUCGAUGCGAAUCCAUCGAACGUACAAUUCCGCUGGACUUUCAACAAUUCUGCCGAAAGUAUCGAUGUCACGAGCGAUCAUAUUGUCAGAAGCGGAACGAUUUCCAUCGUUUCAUAUACCCCGAUGACAGCAUUGGAUUACGGAACUCUUCUUUGUUGGGCUUUCAACGAUAUCGGUAGACAACAAGUGCCCUGUGUCUAUCACAUCAUUCCAGCAGGUCACCCGGACAUGGUCCACAACUGCACAAUAUCGAACACAUCGACUACGUCGUUUGCGGUGCGUUGUUCCGAAGGAUUUAACGGUGGACUCCAUCAAACAUUCUUGUUGGAAGUCCGGGAGAGCAACAGUCAAGAACUCUAUGCAAACAUGACCUCCGGAAUGCCCCAUUUUAGCGUAACUCAUUUGGAUCCCGGGGCUCUUUACCAGGCCGUAAUUUACGCCUACAACAGUAAGGGCAGAAGCGAAGCGAUGGUUGUGCAAGCUGGCACACUGAGGCUACCGGAGAAACAAUUGACCUCGGAAACAGAGAGACCGAGACAUCACGUUAAGCUGACUCCGAUGUUGAGCGUCAUGAUCGGGGUGGUGGCCGCUCUCGUUAUCGUCGCAGUCAUCGUGAUGGUAGUGUUAAGAAUCCAAAAUGCGAGUCCGGACGAUCAGGGCAAAUCGCACUUGGAGGAACACGACAAAGUCACCAAAUCGAUACCCAUACAACGGGAGCUCAGAUUCCGUGAGUGUAGCAGUCUGCUUACGGAAGAGAAGCAUCCGGAAAGUCCAUUCCGGAAGUCCGAAACCACGGGCGAAUUGAGCGAAGGAGACGAGAAGAAUCCUGACAUAAUACCGCAGCAAAUAAACGGCACUGAAGAGCCGGCGGAAUAUACGAGAAAGAGACGUCUCGUCUCAACUAUCGACACCUCCCCAUCGCGGAGCAUAUUGAAACAUCCAACGGCGACUUCGCUCAGUGGUCACAGCAACUACGUUGGAUACUGUACGAUUCGAAGCAGGAUUCCGCUCCAGGAAUUUACCGGAUUGUCAACGAGACAUAAAAGCGUAACUUCAAUGGUACAGUCAGGUAAAAAUACGUCUUUUCAACUACAACCAACGGUGAGCGAGGUUUACGGUACCGGAGUUUGCACCCUACCAAGACAACACUGGCCAAGCCCGAACGUACAGUCGAUGACGAUGAGCAUGAGCCCGCCGGUUCUUUAUGCCGGCUUAGGAGUCAUGAACCGAUCCUGCGUGGGUAGUACGAUGUUAUCCAAAGAGGUAGAGUCACGUGGUCACGGCCAAUGCUGCAUACAAACGCAAAAAGACGCUACGACGAGCACACCAAUCGUUAUGACAAAACGAGAAAGCUCGGUGUGACGUUCCACCCUACUUUGAAGACGCUCCACGCGUCCUUCAAGUACAACGCUUUCAAUCGUCGGCUACAACUAUUCUCCCUAAUGCAAUCACAAAUUUGAACGAAUAACAUACAUGUUUUCAAGUUAUUUUUCUUUUUUUUCAUUUAUCAAGUGAUAGGUGGUAAUGGACAUGAGUAAGAAUACGAAAAUUCCAUAUUUAAUGCGGAAAAUGAUGGAUAAUGCUCCCGUUAGUGCGUAAUGUUCGCCGAAACCAAACGAAUAUCACUACCUUUGUGUCCAGAAACUCGUUUCCGGACACUCAUCCGAAUUGUUCUAAUUGGCACAACUUUUCAUUUGUGUUUUCACUUCCUUGUGGAGCCCUCUAGGUAAAUAAAAUGACAUUGAGUACAAUGUUUUUUGUAUCAAAUGAAUACUCGUAUGAAAUUAUUUCAUUAUUUUCUACAUAACCAAGUUGGAAAACGAAAAACUCUGUAUGUAUCGACCGUAAUCAUCAAACAAAACGUUACGUCCCCACCUUGAAUUCAAGUGCCCUUUUUGUAUCGUAGAAAACUUGAGUUUCCUUCGAGGGAACUCGAGUUUAAAUUGAAUUACAGAUACAAAAAAAAAAAAGAAAAAUAUCGUUCUUUCAUAAUUCGUGGAAAGGUGUGCGUGUCGCAGAACGAUUAAUAAUAAAGAUUGUAUGUCUGUAUAUGUGUACAUACAAAUGUAAAUAAAUGAUCAUAAAUCAGUGUAAAAAAUAGUUAUAUAUAUAUACAAAUAUAUAUGUUUGAAUAGAUAAAAGAAAUAUUGGAUCAUCGGAUCGAAGCAAAAUCGUAUGUGCUCGGUGUGUGAAAACUGUCGCCGCGCGAGAGAAAAACAAAAGCAUUGACAUUUCAAAUGAAUUGAAUGAAAAGAAUGAAGAAUCGAGCGAGACAUAUCGUUCAGUUUUCCGUCGAGGAAACCGAAUUUCUAAAAAAAAUGGCCCGCCGCCAUCGAUCUGCAUUUUGGUUUUGUUUUUCUCCACCUUUUCAAGCAACCUCUACAUUUGUAAAUACUUUUACAAAAUAGUACCAUUAUCUUUGCUACGAGAAAGGAAAACCGAGUCGUUAAUAAAAUUGGAAAAAAAAUUGCGCGAUUUUGUUUGGUCAAGGAGGAAAAAAUUUUUCACGGAAAAUGCAAAAAAAAAACGUUUGCACGACGUAUCAUACGAAUUCACUUGACCACUUGAGUCUUCGAAGCUAAAAAAUAUAAAACACUCAAGAUAUCACCGAUUCUGUGACGUCUGAGUCGCGAUAUUACAUGCCUGCCGGAUUGUUUAACGCUUACGAAAAAAAAGGCAAAUAUAAGUCUCGUUGCGGAUCAUUCAAUCGCACCCUUCGCCAUUCUGAUACAACUCACCUCAUUUUUUCCUUCCUCAGAACGACUAUUGAGAAAGAUUUUCCAAAAAUCACCAUCAAUCUCGUUCUUUAUCUUCUCAAAUCAGUGCCAUCUGCUAAUGAAUACUUUGAAAAAACUCAUUUACUAAUAAUUUAAAGACAAAAAUAAUAAUUGUUACAAUGAAUCAAAUAAUUAUCGAUACGUUAUCACGAAAGCGUGAGAAAUUUUAAUCCUCAAAUGAUUUUAAUGUUUUCCAAAAAGAAAUUUAAUUUAUUAAAUUGAAAGAGAUUGCUCUAAACAUACAAAACUUUAAUAAUGAACGCAUUAAUCUAUUAACAUUUAAAACGAAUUGACGGAAUUUAUUUGUCAAAUUGACCCUUGAAUUGAGCGUUAUUGCAAAAUCUACCUGAAUUAAUCACGUCGCAUUGCAAAGAGUAAAAUUCCAACACCAGUUACAUUGUUAUUGGACAAAUUCGUUUUUGUGCAAACCACAAAAAAGAGACGAAUUUUCUACUCGAGGCGAAAAAUUCAAAAUUCACCAUACGAAUUUAGUUUAGUUUAUUUCAUCGUUCGUCAACAUCAUUGUGACUGAUGAAGGAAAAUAAAUGAUCCAGCGAGGUAAAACAAACUCACGGUCUCGUUGAAACGAUGGCUACAUAAUUAAAAAUAGAUAAACUAUUUUCAUGGAUAAAUUAUAUUGUGUAACGUAAGUGUUGUCGACAAAAAAUGUCGAGUAAUUUUUAAUUCCUGGUUCUCGAUGUUUCGUAAAACAAAAAACAUGACCUUUGUACAAAUGAAAAGAAAGGAAAAUGGUGUAAUGCGUAACGUGUAAAUUUCAUAUUGAGAACAGACACGUUGACAGGUGAUCAGACAAAAAAAAAGAGAAAAUAUUUCGAAAGAAAUGCGAAAAUUUUUAUUAACUGUCAUCACAACAUAUUUCGGAGUUAAUAACAUCGCUGAAAAAAAAUGAGCGCACCGAUAAGUUAGACAAAAAAUUAUUUCAGUGUUUUCUUCAUUUUCAUGUACGAAAGGGGAAAAAAUAUCGAGAAAGGUGGCUCUCAGUCACUUUGCCGUUUGGUCAAACGUCUGAGCAUCAAGUCACGAUGCGAGUCAUGCUCUGCGAAAACUGACUGAGGCAUAAAAUGGCAAACCGGUGGCCAAAUUAUAUCUGCAAAGUAAAGAAAAAAAUAUAAACGUUGAAAUGAUUCGUAAAUAAAGGAAUUUCAAUAUCGAAUUAUAAUCUUAUAAAUAAAUGAAAAAUAUAUAAAUUAUUAUUGUUGAGUUUUGACAUUGAAUGACUGAACUUUUUGCGCUUGUACAAAAAUAUAUAUUAAAAAAUGGAAACGAUAUUCAGCAACGAGAUUGAACAUUUUACUUUAUCCAAGCGGAUAAUCGUUCCGAUAAAUCUUUUUUCUUGUGCUGUUUAUCGAAGAUCGCUUUUUACUUUGAUCUCCCCAGUUGUAAUUAUGUGUUUGAACAGAUAUACCAUUGAUUUUCCAUCGCUAUGUGAUAUACAAUAAUUGAUGUUCGGUGACCGAGUGAAAAAUAAAUAUUGAAAAAUGAUAAAAAUAUAAAGGAGAAAAAGCGAAUCGUUCGUUUGAUUUGCAAUUGAACGAGAACGAGAAAAUUUUAUAUCGAACCCGUAUUUUAUCGAAGGAUUUGUGGUGCCCGUAGAGUCAUUUUUAUAAGAAUUUCCCUCCCCUCUUGGUCCGCUUGCAAUUUAAAAAAAUUAAAAAUAAUAUCGACGAAAAUCACGUAUUAGGAUGGGUUUAAAAAAAAUCGAAUAUACCAGUAUUUUUUAUUCUUAUAGCAGAUUUCACGCACGAAAAAAAACAUCCUCUGAAGGAACGCAAAUAAAGUUUUGUUUAUUUUUCUUCGCCAAAUAGCAAAAUCGAAGAGGGAUUAAUGGAUAAAUAAAAAAAAAAAUACAAACUCUUACACUAGAAUAAGAGUGCACCAAUUCAUCUCAAAAUACUGCCUAUACAUAUAUUCAUUGAAAGAAUUCAUGCGAGAGAGAGAGAGAGAGAGAGAGAACCAGAAAAUAUUAUGGAAUGAACGUUUCGAGUGAAAUUUUACGAAGAAUCAUUAAAACAAGAGGAAAACGACAACAUAAGCAAAAGAAAAUUUGUGUCCUAAGCUUUAGCAUUAAUCGAAUUUGAUGUGUAACCCUAAAACGACGUAUAAAAAACGUUUUUUUGAUAUUGUACAUAUUCUUAAAUAAAUAAUCGUUUUUAA
This is a messenger RNA of Venturia canescens, 8705 nucleotides long. Its product is annotated as neural cell adhesion molecule 1-like. The transcript is spliced from 14 exons. NCBI's taxonomy places the organism in Eukaryota, Metazoa, Arthropoda, Insecta, Hymenoptera, Ichneumonidae. The record is from RefSeq and is a predicted model, not a curated record. Gene Ontology annotation, molecular function: protein binding. The coding region runs from base 2299 to 5115 and encodes 938 amino acids.